This is a messenger RNA of Drosophila biarmipes, 660 nucleotides long. RefSeq lists its product as uncharacterized. NCBI's taxonomy places the organism in Eukaryota, Metazoa, Arthropoda, Insecta, Diptera, Drosophilidae. The record is from RefSeq and is a predicted model, not a curated record. Bases 104 to 460 code for a protein of 118 amino acids. The transcript has a single exon.
GAUUUUACCACUCAGUAAGCUUCGACUAAAAUGCAAUCAUAUCAAAAAGAUCAGAGAAAAACCCACAAAAAUACAACGAAUAUACUCUUUUGAAACAACAAUCAUGUCGUACAGCAGUCGCCGCGAGAUGUGGGUGCCCAGCCCGGCGCUGAUGCUGCACCAGCUGCAGUCCUCGGAGGAGGAGGACGACGAGCCCGCCGUGGACUUCCACGAGAACUGCAACCAGGCGUGGCGGGCCCAGUACAACCACCCCUCGAUGGCCAGCGUGGGCAUUGGCUACGAGUUCGUCAACCCACCUGGUCGGUACAUCAGCUCCUCGCAGAACGACGAUGCGGAGAAUCGCCUGCUCGGUAAUUCUUCCUCCAGCAACACUCGACUGGUGCACAUCCCGCAGAUCCCCCCGAUAGGAUAUCAUCCCUAUAGUUUCGGGUCGGAUGACGAGAGCCAGAUGCAGUACUAAACCAUUUCCCGAACUAAAUUCCCAGUGCUUGAACAUAAUCUGAUUCGCUUUUUCCCAAACCAGGAUUCACAUGCCUCACCCACCGCUGUCGCAUCUGAGCUCCGACGAGUCCCAACUGGAAACGCGGGGCCCCGAAAGAGGGUCUUUUAUACAGCCUCACCUCAUUGGAAUAAAAUUGCAUUUCAUUUUGUUUUCGCCAA